This is a messenger RNA of Xenopus laevis (African clawed frog), 3757 nucleotides long. RefSeq names its product calcium/calmodulin-dependent protein kinase type 1G (gene camk1g.S). The record is from RefSeq and is a predicted model, not a curated record. The transcript is spliced from 15 exons. Lineage: Eukaryota; Metazoa; Chordata; Amphibia; Anura; Pipidae. The coding region runs from base 204 to 2414 and encodes 736 amino acids.
UAGCAGUGCAUCAGGUUUACUGGCGUAGGUUCUUCUCAAAGCAAACAUUUCAGCAGUUUCCCUGAUCUUCCUAAAACAAAGAGGCUGAACUCUGCGCUGAUCCCUUGGAAACUUUACCCAAGCUUUGCCAAGUGAGGCACUGAACUGCAACCACAGACAAGCCUCUUGUACCAGACGCCAGGUUGGCUCUGUCAGAAGCUGAAAUGCCAAGUGCCAAACUGACUGCGUUCUCCCCAGUUGAAUUUACAGUGUCCGCUCUGGAUAAAUCAGGGCACAAAGAGGAGGAAGAUGGAAGCAUCUGGAAAAAGCAAACAAAUAACAUACGUGAAAUUUUUGUGUUCAUGGAGGUGUUAGGAUCAGGGGCCUUCUCAGAGGUCUACCUUGUGAAGCAUAGAUCUACUGGUCAACACUUUGCUUUGAAAUGUAUUAAGAAAGUCAACAGUUCACGAGACAAGAGCCUGGAGAAUGAGAUAGCAGUGCUGAAAAAGAUUAAACAUGAAAACAUUGUGACACUUGAGGAUAUCUAUGAGAGCUCUUCACAUUUCUACCUUGUAAUGCAGCUGGUCUCCGGGGGUGAAUUGUUUGACCGUAUUUUAGAACGUGGAGUUUAUACCGAGAAAGAUGCCAGCAAUGUGAUACGCCAAGUCCUUUCUGCAGUGAAAUAUCUUCAUGACAAUGGAAUUGUACACAGGGAUUUAAAACCAGAAAACCUACUGUAUCUAACACCUGAUGAGAAUUCCAAGAUAAUGAUUACAGAUUUUGGCCUUUCUAAAAUGGAAGAAAGUGGCAUUAUGUCUACUGCAUGUGGCACUCCAGGAUAUGUUGCACCGGAGGUUCUUGCUCAAAAGCCAUACAGUAAAGCAGUGGACUGCUGGUCGAUUGGAGUCAUUACCUAUAUUUUGCUAUGUGGAUACCCUCCAUUUUAUGAAGAAACAGAAUCCAGACUUUUUGAGAAAAUUAGAGAAGGAGCAUAUGAGUUUGAAUCUCCAUUUUGGGAUGACAUUUCCAAAUCUGCCAAAGACUUCAUUAGCUGCCUCCUAGAAAAAGAUUCAAAGAAGAGGUAUAACUGUGAGAAAGCCCUUAAGCACCCAUGGAUUGCUGGAAACACUGCCCUCUACCGUGAUAUCUAUCGCUCAGUGAGCAUUCAAAUCAAAAAGAACUUUGCUAAAAGCAAGUGGAAACAAGCAUUUAAUGCUGCGACUGUGGUAUACCAUAUGAAAAAACUUCACAUGAAUAAUAGCCAGACUAGCACUGGCGUUCCUUCUGAUUCCAAGAAUCAGCUUCCCACAAUAAAAGUGUCUGAUGCCACAAGACCCAAUACUCCUAAUGUCAACAGCACAAAGGAAAGAAACAUUUCUGAAAUAUUUCAACUGCAUCCAGAUGUAUCAAAUGGAAUGUCUGUAAGAUCCGGUACAGCUAUGUCAUGUGAUACCAUAAAUGUUGAAAGGCAUUCCUGCUUGAGAACAGUAUCAGCUCAUGAACCUUGUACUAGCAAGUCAAAAGAUGCCUUACCAUCACAUUUGGGACAAUCACAAUCACAGGAAUGCAAGGCAGCCUACAAGAAUCAAUCCCAAAAUCAUUCAACUGACUUGAAUUCUAAUUCCCACAUGUUAAGUAGGGGAGUCCAGAGUAAUAACCCAGGUUCUAGAAAAGUGCUCAGUAAGCGUGCCAUGCAAAAUUGUGCAACCCAAACCAGCCCAGAUCACCGUGUGCCAGCAGAAAAAAAACAAGGUUCUAUGGUGAAAGAAGACCACUCUCAUAGAAAAUCAUCUUCUUCGACUAAGGGAAGUCAAGCGUCCAUCACUGUCGGUGAAAAUAAACCAGCGCAAAAAGACAACAAUACCAAGGAGCAUAAGCAAAAUAUUUUAAGUACCAAGAAUAUUUCUCAUUCACUAGAUCUCCCUUCACCCCCUGUCCAUAACAGUGAAUCUCCCAAAAGCUCAUUCCGUAAAACACCUUCAACAAGUUCUCCUUCUAAGAAGUCAACGGUUCCUAAAAGUAUUUCAAUUAGUAGCUCCCAAAAACCUCCUCCUUCCCAAAAUUCUCCUACUUCUCCAAAAAUCCCUUCUGAAAUGUUUAUUGCUCAAACCUCUGUUCAAGACCAUUCAGAUAGAAGGAACACACCCCCAAAGAAGCCUACUUUGGACUGUAAGACUACAGAUAUGCCUCAGUGCAGACCCCUGGACUUAUCUAAUGAACCCUUUAACAUUUCAGCUUCUGCUAAUUUAUACGUAACAAAUGGAAUAUCGAGUGAGACGUAUGAGAAAGGCAAGCCCAUUUCCUGCACUGAAUCAGGCCUGGUAAAGAAAGCACACAAGAAGCAGAAUUUCAUGAAUGCUGUUACUGCUCCGAUGAAAGGGACAAAUUACACCCACUGCGGCAGUGGACAGACAGGUGUCUGCUCUGUUAUGUGACCUGCACAGUUGUCACUGAAGUUGACACAUUUUUUCAUAAAGGGCUGCACUUGAACUGUGCAUGGAAGCCUAACAUUGAUCACACUUCAGAAGGGAGCAGAAGAUUCUCCUCUUCACAUCCUCUUUGGGAACAUCGCCAGAUUCAUGUGGGUGAAUUCUGAGGGACACGACAGUGAUUUAUGUCAGAUGAUAGUCUGGAUUGCUGGACAUAUCAUGCUCCAUGGCUCCAGCACUUGCGAACAUUGCAUGGAAGACAAGUUUAGUUGAACAAGCAGAUUAACCAACUGCACUUUACUGUAACUGGUGUUAUCACUUUUCUUUUAACUUGUGUGUGAAGGUGUAGCAUUGUGUAACCUCUUAUCUAUACAUCUGUAGUAUUUUGCAGAAAAAGAUAUCUUGGAUAUAUUGUGAAUAAGUGAGAACUGACACUAUUUAGAAAUGACAUAAUUAUAAAAUAUGUAUAUUGAUGUGAACCUGGAAGCAGGAGUUAUUAGCAGAAGUCUCAAGCAGCUUCUGAACUGAGGCACAUUGAUUCAAGAUACAGCCAUAAAGACGGUGUAAAUAAUUCAAAAUUUUCGCACAAUUAGAUGUUGAGCUUUUUUUAAAUGAAUUGUGUAUGUAUCAUUAGCGAACGGCUUCACCUUCUGCUGUACAAUCCUGCAGGCGUUUUUACUGUUGGACAUGGAACUCAAUUCAGUCUAUAUUCUUAAUUCUGAUUUAAAUAUCUUAUUAUUACAGCAAAAAAUGAAAAGUUCACCUACACACAGACAUACAAAGUAUUUUAAAUAUCCAUGAUCGUAUGCAAGAUAGUUAUUAGCCAGGGACUGCACAGUGCAUAUCAUGGGUGCUCACAUAUCCAAACACUGUGCAAUCUUGUCUUUUAUGUAAGUGCUAGAAACAUCUGGCUGCAAUGGGUAGCACUCCGCUAGCCACCAGGGAAUGUUCAGUAGGAAUACAAACUACCAUCUCCAAAAUUCCCUUAUUUAAAUAUUUAGUAUAAUUUUACUACUUCUAAUUUGAGUUGUUUUUCUCUUUGCAAAAUUAAUGCUGUUUUAGAAUAAUUAUUAUUAUUAUUAUUAUUAUUAAAUAUGCUGUGUGUCUUGCUGCUUAUUAAUACUGUUAAGGGCUCAAAGCGGUGAAAAGAAUAAAGGGGUAAUGUACUAGACCCCCCAUAGAUACAAAGCAGUUCUGCCCAGGGUCUGGCAGAUGAUUCUCUUUCAACAAAGACACUUUAUUGAACACAACAUUUUGGGGCCCAUUUACUAAGGGUCGAAGUGAAUUUUCCGAAGUGAAUUUUCUAAUUCAUUAAUUUUUGGGUACUUCGAACAUCGAAUAGGCCAAAA